Molecule: messenger RNA, 2298 nt
Organism: Prunus dulcis (almond)
Lineage: Eukaryota; Viridiplantae; Streptophyta; Magnoliopsida; Rosales; Rosaceae
Exons: 1
Coding region: 1-2298 (765 amino acids)
Source: RefSeq, a predicted model, not a curated record
AUGGCUGAGGAAGCAAAACCAGUAAGGGACUAUGAUGUCCCAUCUGUGGUGGCAUCACCAUCGAGCAUUCGUCGUCCAACCAUUGAUGCCAAUAAUUUUGAAAUCAGACCAGCCAUAAUUUCAAUGAUUCAGCAAUCCUCCAUCUUUUGUGGUUUACCUCAAGAAGACCCUAAUAGCCAUAUCUCUAAUUUCUUGGAGAUAUGCGACACAUUUAAGUGCAAUGGAGCUACCAACGAUCCUGUUCGCUUAAGGCUUUUUCCUUUCUCAUUAAAGGAAAAGGCAAAGUCAUGGUUGAAUUCUCAACCACCUAAUUCGAUUACUACAUGGGAUGACUUGGCCAAUAAAUUUUUAGCUAAAUUCUUUCCUCCUGCAAAGAUUGCGAAACUCAGGAAUGACAUGAUGUCAUUUGCUCAGAAUGACAUGGAACCUUUUUAUGAAGCAUGGGACAGAUACAAGGAUAUGCUAAGGAAGUGCCCACAUCAUGCCCUACCUACUUGGAUGCAAGUUCAAGCGUUCUACAAUGGUUUGAACAAUACAAGCAAAACAACAAUUGAUGCUGCAGCCGGAGGAGCUUUGAUGGGAAAAACAGAAACUGAAGCGUAUAACUUGCUGGAAGAGAUGGCGUCAAAUAACUAUCAAUGGCCUAGUGAGAGAUCAACACCAAAGAAAGCUGGAAUUCAUGAGAUUGACGCCAUAUCUGCGUUAACUGCACAAAUUUCUACUAUGUCUAAACAACUUGGUACUUUAAAUGUUAAUGCUAUUCAGUCUACUAAUUUAAGUUGUGAAUUUUGUGCAGGACCUCAUCAUGGCAAUGAGUGUGGAGCUAGUCCAUUCACAUCACCAUCUGAACAAGUGAACCAAGUCUCUGAUUUUAAUCGACAACGGAAUAAUCCUUACUCCAACACUUAUAACCCAGGAUGGAAGAACCAUCCGAAUUUUUCAUGGAGUAAUAACCAAAAUGUACAGGGACCUCCACCUGGUUUCACACCUCAAGAAAAGAAGCAUGGAUUGGAUGAUAUAAUUACUCAACUUGCUGGAAAUGUCAACACUCUUUCUGUCAAUACAAAUCAAUUUAUGAGCAAAACCGAGACGACCCUUCAGAACCAAGCUGCCUCUAUUCGAAACUUGGAGGUUCAGAUGGGCCAGCUAGCUAAUGUAUUGACAGGAAGAGUAAAUGGGGCUUUGCCAAGCCAAACAGAGAUUAAUCCGAAAAACCAAGAACAUACGAAGGCGUUAACUCUUCGGAAUGGGAGGCCAAUAAAAACAGCAGUAGACUUGGAUGAAGAAAAGAAUAUCCAGCAACAAACUGCAGAGACAACAGAAAUUACUAACGUGCCGUCGUCGUCGUCUAUCACUGCUGGAACUGCUGCACAACUUGAUGAAAUUUCUCCAGAAAUUGAACAUGCUAUUGUAGAGAAAUUAUCUCAACCUGCUGCCCUUGUAAAGCCAUAUGUACCGCCAAUUCCAUUCCCUCAACGUCUUAGAAAAAACAAAGUGGAUGCCCAAUUUUCGAAAUUUCUUGAUAUCUUCAAGAAAUUACAAAUAAAUAUUCCUUUUGCCGAUGCUUUGGAGCAAAUGCCGAGUUAUGCCAAAUUCAUGAAGGAUAUUAUAUCAAAGAAGAGGAAAUUGGGCGAACAUGAGAUAGUGAAAUUAUCCGAAGAAUGCAGUGCUAUUUUGCAGAGGAAGCUACCACCUAAGCUAAAGGAUCUAGGGAGUUUUACUAUACCUUGCACUAUUGGAACCAUUUACUUUGAAAAAGCUUUAUGUGAUUUAGGAUCCAGUAUUAAUCUAAUGCCUUCUUCUGUUGCUAAACAUAUUGGGUUGGGGGUAAUUAACCCAACCACUGUUUCUUUGCAGAUGGCGGACAGGUCCAUAACAUAUCCCAGAGGCAUAAUUGAGGAUGUGUUAGUCAAAGUUGAUAAGCUCAUUUUUCCAACAGAUUUUUUGAUUUUAGACAUGGAAGAAGAUGCCGAAACCCCUAUUAUCUUAGGCCGCCCCUUUCUAAAAAUCGGGAAGACAUUAAUUGAUGUGGACAAAGGUUUAUUAAUUUUGCGAGUGGCUGAUGAGCAGGUGACCUUCAAUGUCUUUGAAGCAACAAAGUACCCAGUGGAAGUAGACUCUUGCUUCCGAGUGGAUAUAGUGGAAAAAGUUGUCUCUGAAAAAUUUAAAGAAGAACAUCCAUGUGAUCCAUUGGAGGCUUGCCUUGUGCAUUCUGUUACUACUGAGCAUGAGGAUCCUAAAAUUUCUGAGAUGGUGUACUUUUUGGAAGCAAUGAAACUGCGUCCCCCUGGAAGGUGA